Molecule: messenger RNA, 1597 nt
Organism: Hydractinia symbiolongicarpus
Lineage: Eukaryota; Metazoa; Cnidaria; Hydrozoa; Anthoathecata; Hydractiniidae
Exons: 5
Coding region: 44-1468 (474 amino acids)
Source: RefSeq, a predicted model, not a curated record
UCAUUGGCAAUAAGUUAGUUCCAAACUCCUAGUUUAACUGAACAUGCUACCUGAAAUGCCUAAAGAAAGCAUUGCGGAAAGAAGAAGAAGAAAAGCAGCAAAGCGUGUCUAUAAGUUAAGCAUUGCUCUGCUCCUUCUUGGUAUUCUUGCAUUUGCCUUUACUGGAAGUACGUUUGCUACGGGUUUCGGAUUUACACCAUUCAAUAUCAACACGCUUUGGUCGUCUCUAUGGUAUAUUGUAACCAGUAUUUUGGGAAUGCGAGCAGGGCACAACCCAAGUCGUCGAUGUUUGGUAAAAACCUUCAAUGGCUUUGCAGUGACGGCUAGUAUCUUUGCUUUCUGUGGGUUUGGUGCAUCGGGCGCGGGAAUUGCAUUUCAUUUUGUCUGUGGUUUUUUCUUCUGGGUCGGCUUUGGUUGUAGUUAUUUAGUAUUUGCGUAUGGUUUUCUACUGGUAAUUAAUUUCAUCGGGAUGUCAAUACUAAUCAUACUCGCAGUAAAUGGUUUCAAGAUUUACAACUGUUGUGGAAAGCCAUCAGGAGACCCGGUGUACUACGAAGCUAAUGAAACCGUACCACACCAAGUGACGGAAGAAAGUUAUGUUUAUCAACCACAAGAAGAAAAAGUGUUUGUAACAAGUAAAUCAAGCGAAAACGAUCCAAGUACUUCUUUUUCAGAGGAGCUAGUUGAUAACCAAGGUUAUGAAACUGUCUCACAUCAAUCAACAGAAGAACAUGUCUAUCAACCACAAGAAGGGCAAAUGCUUGUAACAAGCCAAUCUGGCGAACAAUUUAUUUUGCUACCAGUGUCACGACAAGGUCAACCACCAAUUACUCCAAUCAAAACAAAUGUAUCAUACCAGAGUCUAUCAUUAAAUGCUUCAACCAAAGCACCUAAAUCACAGAAAGCUCGCUCACCAAAUGUUCCAAUCAAAGCACCUGUAUCACAGCAAGAUCGAUCAAUAAAGGCUUUAACCGAAGCAAUUAAAUUACAUCACGGUCGACCAUCAAAGGCCCCAAUCAGAGCAUCUAUUUCACAUCUGGACCGACCAUCAAAUGCUCCGAUCAAAACACGUACAUCACAUCAUGGUCGCACAUUAAACGCUCCGAUAAAAAACCAUGGUCAAACAUCAAACGCUCCAAUGAAAACACAUACAUCACACUAUGACCGAACAUCAUACGCUCCAAUCAAAGACCAUGGUCGAACAUCAAACGCUUCAAUCAAAACACAUACAUCACACCAAGUACGAUCAUCAAAUGGUCCCUUCAUUAAACCUGUGUCACACCAAGGUCGAUCGUCAAAUGCUCCAAUCAAAACACAUAAAUCACACAAAGUUCGAACAUCAAACGCUUCAAGAAGGGCACCUGUGUCGCACCAAGAUCGAUCAUAUGUUUCAGGAAGAGUCACAUCGACACAGAAUCCUUAUAAGGAUCUGAUUUAUAAUUAUCGACCACAUGCAUACGAAUACUAAGCACUGUUGUUUUUGGUUAUUUUUGUUUUUCUCUACCUUGUAAAAUUUUUAACAUUAUAAUAGCUGUUUAAGAUUCAACAUUGUAGAAUAUUGACCGACUUUAGAGUAAUGAAUAAGCAUACAAGGGCA